Molecule: messenger RNA, 491 nt
Organism: Aphis gossypii (cotton aphid)
Lineage: Eukaryota; Metazoa; Arthropoda; Insecta; Hemiptera; Aphididae
Exons: 3
Coding region: 1-447 (148 amino acids)
Molecular function (GO): DNA binding
Source: RefSeq, a predicted model, not a curated record
AUGUCUAUCCCGAAGAAAAAUUCUUCUAUUGUUUGGAAGCACUUUCGAAGGGACCCAAAUACUCCUGAUGUGGCCACUUGUUCGAUUUGCAAUAACAAGUACAAAAGAUCUAACGGCACAACUAACUUACUAGACCAUUUGAAAAGGAAACAUUUUACUGUUUUAAACCGUGAUGAGUUACAACACACUGAACUGAUUGAAGGAGAUAGAAAUCAACCUGGAACAUCAGGGGAACAACAAUCUAUAGGUGUUUUCUCUUCUUGUAAUAAUCCAGUUAUGGCAGUAACCAGUGUUGUUGAACCAGUAUUAAAGAGGCAAAAACAACUUUUAUUGUCUAAUAGUUUACAGGUUUUUUCAUUAUCCAACUGGUUUGGAAUGCAAUUAUUUAUUAAGAGAACUUCACAGUCAAAACACACAAUUUUAAAACUGACUUUGUCUGCUAUAUAAGUAACAUGUUAAAAAAACUUAAAAUUCAAUAGUUUGGAUUAUCA